This is a messenger RNA of Colletotrichum abscissum, 555 nucleotides long. Its product is annotated as Tim17/Tim22/Tim23 family protein. Lineage: Eukaryota; Fungi; Ascomycota; Sordariomycetes; Glomerellales; Glomerellaceae. Gene Ontology annotation, molecular function: transmembrane protein transporter activity. Gene Ontology annotation, cellular component: TIM22 mitochondrial import inner membrane insertion complex. Gene Ontology annotation, biological process: protein insertion into mitochondrial inner membrane. The coding region runs from base 1 to 555 and encodes 184 amino acids. The record is from RefSeq and is a predicted model, not a curated record. The transcript has 3 exons.
AUGGCUUUCCCCGGCGGCGGUGCGAUGCCUCCCCAAGAGUCGCAAGGCGGAUCCCCAGGCGCGGCGGCUUCUCUGGGCCCCCCGGAUCCUGAGAUGAAGGCUAUGACCAACUUUAUGGAGAACUGCUUUACGAAGAGUAUCAUGUCUGGUGUCAUGGGUUUCGGUAUGGGAGGAUUGUUUGGCAUGUUCAUGGCAUCUAUGUCCUACGACACCCCCUUCCACACAGCAACGACGGCCGGCCAAACGACGGUGACGCCCAUCGCGGACUUACCUCUGCGCCAGCAGCUGCGCGUGGGCUUCAAGGACAUGGGCACGCGGUCGUACAGCAUGGCCAAGAACUUUGGCAAAGUCGGCGCGCUGUUCGCGGGCAUCGAGUGCGGUAUCGAGGGUCUGCGGGCCAAGAACGAUUUGGGCAACGGCGUCGCUGCGGGAUGUCUGACGGGCGGGAUCUUGGCCAAGAAUGCUGGGCCGCAGGCUGCGUUGGGCGGGUGUGUUGCGUUUGCGGCGUUUAGCGCUGCUAUCGAUGCGUACAUGAGGCAGCCGAGCGAUGAGUAG